AUGGACGAUAAGUUAAUAUUGGCUGUAUUUAAUUACCCGGAGCUUUACAACGUUACACUGCCGAAUUACCGCUGCACAGAAAGUCGGACAAAUUCCUGGAGAAGCAUCAGCAUGGAGCUGGGACUUCCGACCGAGGAUUGCAAAAGAAGAUGGAAGAACAUGAGAGACAGGUACCUGAAGGAGGUCCGAAUGGAGCUUAAAAGCAAGAAGCAGGGAGAAAACGUUCAAAGCAAAUGGAAAUACAGACAACUUAUGAACUUCAUUGCGCCAUUCACUGGGUCAAGAAGUGGACUGCAGGAAAUCUCUGCCAACAAUGAUGAGGACCACGACAACCCUGAAGACUCUAGCAACGUGGAUGGAGAAACCGCUUUGUCAGAGGCAAUCAAAACACCACAGAGUGCUGUAAAGGUCCCCGCGAGUCUGCCCGACCUCAAACCACAGGUGACAUUUGUAACGCAGCUUCCUCCAGCGACUCAGGACACACAGGUGGCUCAGCUGGCUGUUCUGGCCAAGAUACCAUCACCCCCACAGGUCUCGCCUGUCACUGGCGUUACUGGACAGAAACGGAAACCGGCCCAAGAGCCGCCGUCUGCACCUUCCUCCCAAAGUACGCCCAUGCCGACAAAAUGGUUGGUCAAAGACAAUGUCCCCUCUUUUCCCACUAAGCCGCGGGACGAGGAUGAACUGUUCCUGCUGAGCUUUGUUCCCGCUCUGAAGAGACUCGCUCCACAGAAGAGGUGCGAGACGAAAAUAAAGAUCCAGCAGAUUAUGUACGAGGCAGAGUUCAACGUUACACAUUCAGCGUCUCAAGAAAAGAAGGUGGAGACAGAAACACAGCACUGAUUACAUUUAAACUUUUAAAAAAAUACUUUAUUGUAUUUCUUUUAUAUAAACUUCUGCCACAGAAUUAGUAAAAGUGGUAGAUAUUGAAGAAAUUUUUUAUGUGAAGUACGGUAGUUUGUUUCCCCCUGAUUAGUGUAUUUAUUAGGCAAUAAAGACUUAGAGGCAAUGAGGUCAUUAGAUUUACACCAUAAACAGACAGUUAAUCUUUAUUUACAUAACUUUAUCAAUAGAUUUCAAACAUAUUUCGAAAAAGCUGUUUCUUAGUCAGUCUUAAUUUUUACUCUAAUAAUUACAGUAUUUUACAUGUAAUUACAAUUGCAUACAGUAAACUGAUGAGAAUAAAUGCGUAGGUGAACACUGUUUAAUGAAUGACUCUUUCUGCUUACAUGCUUCUUUUUAAAUCUAAAAUAAAGAUUCUUGUAUUCUGAAAAA
Maylandia zebra (zebra mbuna) is the source of this 1275-nucleotide messenger RNA. RefSeq lists its product as uncharacterized. Gene Ontology annotation, biological process: regulation of transcription by RNA polymerase II. Gene Ontology annotation, cellular component: transcription regulator complex; nucleus. NCBI's taxonomy places the organism in Eukaryota, Metazoa, Chordata, Actinopteri, Cichliformes, Cichlidae. The record is from RefSeq and is a predicted model, not a curated record. Gene Ontology annotation, molecular function: DNA binding.